Ceutorhynchus assimilis (cabbage seed weevil) is the source of this 1164-nucleotide messenger RNA. Lineage: Eukaryota; Metazoa; Arthropoda; Insecta; Coleoptera; Curculionidae. The record is from the annotation of a GenBank genome assembly.
AUGUCUGUUCAAUUACUCCCCAAUAUUCUCUCCUCAAUUCUAUCACUCGGGAAUCAGAGGGAAUUGAUAUUGCUAGGAGAUCUAAAUGCAAGAGCGGGAAGAUCUCGGGAAAGUGACAUAGUUGGGAGGUAUGGAGAGGAAACGCAAAACAAUAAUGGCCUUAGACUUAUAGAGCUCUGCGAACAAUACAAACUCAAAAUCCUGAAUGGGUUUUUCAACCAUAAAGACAUUCAUAGAUACACAUGGCAUCAAGAUACGAGAGGUCUUAAAAGUAUCAUUGAUUAUGUAAUUAUAAAACAAGAAACGAAUUGGCAAAUCAGAGAUACAAGAGUCUAUAGGGGAAUCGAAUGCAGCUCCGACCACUACCUGCUUGCAACAAAAACCCGAAUCAAAUUUAAUAGAGACACGCAAGAUAUUAAUACCUCCGACCAUACCGACAAAAUAGAUCAGAGUAGAUAUAAAAUAGAAGGAUUACGAGAGCCAAGAAUAACAAUCCAGAAUCGUAUAGACCAAAAACUAAAUGACCACUAUCUGACAGCCGAAACAUCCGAAUUAUAUGAACAUGUUACCCAAUCUAUUCAUAAAGCAGCAGCGGAAGCUUUAGGGUACGAGGACACAAAUGCCCGGAAAAACCAUUAUCUGACAUGGAGUGCCCAAUUAGAAGAACAGAAGAAUAUUAAACAACAAGCAUAUUAUAAUAAAUGGUUAGCUACAAAGGAUGAUAACGAUUACAAUACAUACAAACGACACCUACGUGAAUUCAAGAAUCUAAUUCAAACCAAUAAGAAUGAAACCUGGGAAAGAAAAUGCAAAGAAGUCGAAUGUUACAUGGGCGGGACCAGAUCUUCGGAGGCUUGGAACCUAAUUCGUUCUCUAAGAAAGGACAUAUCUACCAAAACCAACAUACAGCCAAUACAAAUGGGUCAGUGGAAAAAACACUAUGAAACGGCAUUAAAAGAAGACAGGGAAGAAUAUUUAAUCGAUCCAGAAGCGCCUUACAUUGUCGAAGGAGAGUACAUUGAGAUCAACAAAAGCAUGUUAAUAAAAGCGAUAAAACACAUGAAGAAUAAUAAGGCACCAGGACCGGAAGGAAUACCGGCAGAGCUUCUGAAAAACGGCUCCCAAAAACUUCUUAUUUACCUGAAAGAACUGUUUACUAGAUAG